UUUGCAGUACUAGCAGACGAAGGAUUGAGGUGUUACUGCAGUGAACACUGCCCAGAAGACUCCCCAAACAACACAUGUGUCCUCAGACCGGGAGGUUGGUGUUUCUCACAGAUCCAAGCCGGUGAAGACGGGGUCUUUCACGAUGAAGCCAUUUCGUCACACGGUUGUCUUCCACCCCAGGAAGAUGGCGGACUGUUUCAAUGCAAGGGGAAAGAGCACACCAUCUCACGAACAAUGGUGUGCUGCAACGACAAACCAAUGUGUAACAUCAACCUGCGACCAACACUGCCCCCAACAACAACAGCCGAAAUUCCAGUUGAGCCACCGGAGGAUUACGAGUAUGACACAACAGCUCAUCAAAUUGUACUACUAGUCUCUGUCACAAUCUGCGCAGUUCUAUUCAUUCUUACAAGUACUUUCCUCUAUAUCAGAUUAAAAAAGAGGGAAGCAAGGCGGAGGUACGACACAGAGGGAAGCAGAACACGGCAGAAUGACACGUAUAUUUCUGACGGUGAAACGAUCAGUGAACUCAUGGGUAGAGUCUCAGGGUCUGGUAGUGGCUCAGGUCUUCCUCUUCUUGUCCAGCGUACUAUAGCAAAGCAGGUACAGUUAAUACGCUGUGUCGGACAGGGCCGGUUCGGUGAGGUAUGGAAAGCCAAGUGGCGAGGGGAGUACGUCGCAGUCAAGAUCUACCUCACAGAGGAAGAAUCCAGCUGGUUCAGGGAGACGGAGAUUUACCAAACGGUUCUUAUGAGACACGACAACAUCUUGGGUUUCAUCGCAGCAGAUAUCAGAGGUUCCGGGUCGUGGACACAGCUGUUUCUGAUCACCGAAUACCACGAACAUGGCUCACUCUUCAACUACCUACGCUUUAAUAUCCUCGACACAAAGGCAAUGCUACGAUUGGCCCAAUCAGCCGCUAACGGCUUGGCGCACCUGCAUUCUGAGAUCUGCGGCAUGCAGGGUAAACCAGCUAUAGCACAUCGAGAUAUUAACAGCAGGAAUGUUCUAGUUAAAUGUAACGGGACGUGCGCCAUCGGAGAUAUGUCACUAGCGGCAAGAUUUUUAAGCGAGAGUAAUGAAGUCGAUUUACCGACCAAAUCAAGAACGGGCAACCGGCGAUAUAUGGCACCAGAGGUAUUAGACGGAACGUUGAACACCAACGCUUUUGAGUCCUACAAGAAUGCUGACGUCUACUCUUUCGGCUUGGUUCUUUGGGAAAUCGCAAGACGAUGCGUUACAAGAGGUAUUGUAGAGGAAGCUCAGACGCCGUAUUACGACUUUGUACAGAGUGCGAAUCCAACACACGAAGAAAUGCAAAAGAUUGUUAUACAAGAGAGAAGAAGACCUGACAUUCCUAACAGGUGGAGUGGAGAUGAUAGCCUUUUGUCGAUAGCACGGGUGAUGACCCAAUGCUGGCACCCUAACCCUGCUGCCCGCCUCACCAUGCUACGGGUCAAGAAGACACUGGUCAAAAUGCAGGAUGAGGAUUUCAAGGUCUAAUUAAAUGUAAUAUAAUAUUAUGUAUGUCUCAAUUAACCCCCUGACCUCUAACCCAUUCCCUUCACCCUCGCAUUGAGAUGCUAGUCAGGCUGCCCACCAAAGUUGAACCAUCAAGCCCGGUUCAUACUUCCCGAGAGUUCAAAUGUGAUACGAAUAUUGACGUCACAAUAUCGCAACUAAUAAAUUGCAUCAGUCGUCAACUCCUGCGAAACAUUGGCUGCGAAAACUGCCCUGUGACGUCAAAAUUCGUUUUGCAUUGGCAGGAAAUAUGAAACGGGCUUUACUAGUGAAUCAAAUUGAGGCCGUGUCGGAAUUGAAGGCUGUCCUUAGCAACACCCUUAGCAAAAUCUGUAGCCACCAAUUCGGAUACGGCUUAACCUUCAUCUGAAGCUAGUUUAGAUUGCACUGCAAAAUGGAGAUCACUUUUUGUCAAAAACUAUGAGUUAAUGUUGACUCUGAAGCAGUUCAGAUCUAACUACUUGAAUAUUGUCAGUAAAAACUGCGGGCGACCUGACUAAACCAAUUUCAGUAGUGUUGCUUCAUUCAUGACUGUUCUCUGGGAGUUUGGUUACCAGACAUUGUGCUGUUUUAAUAACAGCCUAAAAAGUUAACUUUUGUCUGGCAGUUAACUUUUAAUUAGUACAGGUCAAGAAUGUAGAAGCACUGCUGCAAAUGUCACCCCCUCCCCUCAAACUUUAACUCAAUUGAUGCAGUGUGUGGGUCAGAAGUUCAAAACUGUUUUUAGAAGACGAAGUGAAAAGCCAGUCUUGCUUUAAAAUGUUCAGAACUGAAUUGAUUUUCCCCCUCUUUAAUUCAUAGAAACUUCGUGUCACAUAAAGUUUGUUCUGUUGUGAAUUAGACUUUUUUGGCCAGUAGAAUUUCUAAUCUUCCUUUAUAAAUGAAUAACGGUUAUUAUCAGUAUUCAUGAACUACAGUCGACUCUCGUGAUGGCAAAGUCGACGGGACUGGCCAAAUCACCUCGAGCCUGCAGUCCUGUGUCCAAAUUUGAGCCCUGUCGCAAUAACAAUGUUUUUUUUAGGAGACUUGACUGUAGUUGUUUAGGAGCUACUGCUGUUGUUUUAAUAGUCAACAACUGUUUCAUGAGCUACUCUUUUGAUCAACAGACUGGUUUACUUAAACCCACAUGCUGCAUCUGUAUGUAGAUAUAAAUAAGAAUGGUUUUUGUUUCAGCUGCGCAUGAAACAGCAUUCUACAGACUGCUUUUCAUGUUUCUUUGAAUAUGCAUCUAAAUAUUAUUCAAAAUAUUCAAAAUCCCUGCUACUGAAAACUGUCACCCUAGACUGAAUUUUCAGUGAUCUGAAAUAAAACCUAAUAUCUUGUAGUAUUAUUAUUAUUAUUUUUUCUAUGAAAAUGUAUAAGUAGGAUUUAAAAUUUUUAUUGCAAAUGUAUCAUUAAUACACCAAAGUUUAUCCCAGCUAGUCACCAAAAACAGCUUUCAGAAAUAGUUUCAUUCAGUUACUCUGAUUCAAAGGGUCAAUUAAAUUUCGCUUCAAACUUGAUUGCAAAAGCAAAAUCCCCCCCCCCCCAAAAAAAAAAAAA
This is a messenger RNA of Asterias rubens (European starfish), 3063 nucleotides long. Its product is annotated as bone morphogenetic protein receptor type-1B-like. The record is from RefSeq and is a predicted model, not a curated record. The transcript is spliced from 9 exons. Gene Ontology annotation, biological process: dorsal/ventral pattern formation; cellular response to growth factor stimulus; protein phosphorylation. Gene Ontology annotation, cellular component: plasma membrane; signaling receptor complex. The annotation marks the transcript as partial. Gene Ontology annotation, molecular function: SMAD binding; ATP binding; transforming growth factor beta receptor activity, type I. NCBI's taxonomy places the organism in Eukaryota, Metazoa, Echinodermata, Asteroidea, Forcipulatida, Asteriidae.